AUGCCACCACCACCAGAUCCUCACUUGAUCCCUUCAUUUCCAUCGGAAGCAGCUCAGAAGAGCGCGAAGACAUUCGCUGGUGCAACGCUAGCUCUUCAUGGCAUCGCUCUCAUGGUCUUUGGCGCACGUAUGUGGUCGCGAUGGAGGCCUGUAUAUCGAAUGCAGUUGGACGAUUACGCCUGCGCAUUAGCAUACGUGUUGAUAGCGAUCAAUACAAGUCUCCUGCUCGCGGCCAUACCGUAUGCCUUCACCCACCAACCAGACGCCUUUUUCCUUUCAGACUCGCAGGAGGCGUUCCACCUUGCGGCCAUCGCACAACCACUCUGGGCGUGGUCUAUGGUCUUCGUCAAAGUGUCUUUCGCCCUGAUGCUUCUUCGCAUCUCUCCUUCGAAAUCCCUUCGCUGCUUCCUCUGGGGCAUGAUCAUCCUGCAAAUCAUACUCGGAGUGUACAAUACACUAGCAACACUGCUUCAGUGCGUACCAGUUCACAAGGCAUGGGACUUGCUCGGCACAGUACCAGGACGCUGCUGGAGUAAGAAGGCAGUCAGAAUAAGCUCGAUAACCAACUCCGUCAUACACAUCCUGACCGACUUCAUGCUCGCCCUCCUCCCCAUAUCCUUCCUCCGCCAUAUCCAGCGUCCCAUGCGUGAACGCAUAAUCGUAGGCGCGUUAAUGGGUCUCGGUUUCUUCGCAGGCGUUGCAUCAAUCCUGAAGAUCGUCGCUGCUAUGGGAUUUGGCAAGACGGAAGACCAGAUGAAUGAAAGCAUCACCAUCGGAAUGUGGUCUGUCAUUGAAGAGCUCGUAGGCUUCAUCGUAAUCUGCAUACCUUGUCUGCGCUCGCCGUUCCAACGCGUGCUUCAAUACUGCGGUAUGGUCAGUGUACGCAUCAGGCAGCACACGCUUACCCGCGGCUACGGGCGUACAUACGAAUCUGACGGCGACAAGAUACAUGCUAGAAGUCAGAGUCAGAGUCGCCUUGCUACUAUCGAGGGGGACGCGGAGUCGAGCUUUAAGAUGAAGGAUUUACGCACUGAGGCUUCGGAGGACGAGAUACCGUGGCGCGCCAGUACGCAGGAGACUAGUUCUGGUAGGGGUGAGAUUUGGUGCACAAAGGAGGUUGUCGUGCAACAUGACCCUAUUAGUCGAGUGCCGUCGCAUGAACGCAUUCACGGUGGUGUCGAGGCGGCGUGGAAAGGCGAACCGUUUGAGUUUGACUUAGGUCUUGCGGGGAAGAGCUGA
Molecule: messenger RNA, 1239 nt
Organism: Alternaria atra
Lineage: Eukaryota; Fungi; Ascomycota; Dothideomycetes; Pleosporales; Pleosporaceae
Exons: 2
Coding region: 1-1239 (412 amino acids)
Source: RefSeq, a predicted model, not a curated record